Molecule: messenger RNA, 1676 nt
Organism: Cynara cardunculus var. scolymus (artichoke)
Lineage: Eukaryota; Viridiplantae; Streptophyta; Magnoliopsida; Asterales; Asteraceae
Exons: 4
Coding region: 380-1504 (374 amino acids)
Biological process (GO): regulation of DNA-templated transcription
Molecular function (GO): transcription coregulator activity
Source: RefSeq, a predicted model, not a curated record
UGGAUGAGUGGGGGACACACCCUAAACUUACUCAAUGCAAAAAUAAAAACCCUCUUCCUUCGAAAUUAUUGAGUGACUGAAAGUAAAAGACAGUGACAGAUCAAAAAAGAAAGAAAACCCCUCUUCUUUCUUCUUUAUCUCUCCACUGUUCUUGAAUUUCAGUACCCACAUUGCUUACUUUUCUGAGUCUCCAAAAUCAAAGAUUACCCAUCACAAAAUUCCCAAUCGAGAUUCAUGGGUUCUUUUUCUCCUUAAAUUUUCCCUUUCGUCUCUGAAGGCAGAUUCUAAAAGCAAAAACAUAAUUUGUUCAUGAGGUUUUCCCCAUAGCUUCAACCUUGUAAUCUGUGUCUGAUUUUGAGAGUUUCUUGUGCAUUUGAAGAUGCCUAGACCUGGACCAAGACCUUAUGAAUGCGUUAGAAGAGCUUGGCACAGUGAUAGACAUCAACCCAUGAGGGGUUCUCUCAUUCAAGAAAUCUUUAGGGUUGUGAAUGAGAUCCAUAGCUUAGCAACCAGGAAGAACAAAGAAUGGCAAGAUAAGCUCCCAAUUGUCGUUCUAAAAGUUGAAGAAAUCAUGUACUCUAAAGCUAAUUCUGAGGCAGAGUAUAUGGAUCUUGAAACCCUUUGGGAUAGAGCUAAUGAUGCCAUUAACACAAUAAUCAGGUUGGAUGAGAGUACUGAAACUGGGGUUUUCUUGCAGCCUUGUAUUGAAGCUGCUCUUAAUCUGGGUUGCACACCAAUGAGGACAUCAAGGAGCCAGCGGAAUAAUACUUCGACUUACUACCUUAGCAUCAAGAAUCCAGAGCCUAAUUUCUGUCCUGCAAACAAUUUACACAAGACAACCCAAGAAACUCCAAUUACAGCUACUCCUUUCGUAUCUCACUAUUCCCAAAUCAUGAAGCCCCCUAGCAUCAAUUUGUCUCCUUUUAUUCUAAAAUCCCAAAUCCCUAUUCUCCCAAACGAUAAAUCUCUCAGAAACAAAUUCUCUUUUCAAUCUCCACCGAGUGAUAAGCCCUAUCUCUGCCAAAGUACUAAACCUCCAUCAGUGUAUCCUCUGUAUUACGGAAAUGGUAUUGAACUUAAGGAUCCAAAGAUCGGUUAUGGUGCACCUUCGGAGCCAUAUUGUGAGCUCAAAGAAAAUGGUGAAGUGGGGUUCAUUCAAAAAUCUUCUUUUUGUAAUCCCCUAAGUAUAAACGAUGCUACUCAAGCUGAUCUGAGAUUCACAGGUGAAGAACACUUGCAUGGUCAUGAAUGCGACUUGUCAUUGAGAUUAGGUCCUUCGACGAUGAAAACUAGUCAGCAGGCUGAAACCCAUGAUGCGGGCAAUUUCAAUAACUCACUAUCAAGAAAAUGGAGUUAUGAAAGUGAAAAUUUGGAUGUGGAGGCUAGAAUGAGGAAAAGGAAAGCCGUGGUUAGUAACCUCUAUGAGAACUUACAGUUUUGCUGGCGGCCAAAGGUUUCUUCUGCUAACUCUAAUGGUGGAUCCUUGACAAAUGCAGGUUUGUAGCUUAAACUUUUGCUUGUUUAGGUUUGUUUUUAAGAGUUUGCAAGUAGUAUUGGCUUUAGUUGUACAUUUGAACCCUACUUGUAAUCUGACAAGCACUCUUCCAUCUACUAGUUUCUUGCUCAUGAGUUCUUUGAGAAGCAUCUCUUGAAUCAAGAUUGAAGAAGUUUUGCCU